AAUUACAUAAAUAUUUUCAAUUCGAAGCAGUGCUCGCGCAUAAAAUGGCAUGGCAGUUUUUGAAACGUCUAACGCAAUCGGAUAGCAUUUUACAAUCCCUCCGCCCUUUGGCCUACAUAUCCUUGAUUGGAUUGGCACCAUUUCGUAUGAGCGUCAACAAAGAAGUGCGCACUUCUGUUUGCUCAUUCGCCGCGGGCAUUGUGCAUUUUUGCUUUUUUGUUUUAUGUUUCUUCCUUUCACGACACGAAGGUGACUCCAUCAUUAGCUACUUCUUUCAGACCAGCAUAACGCGAUUGGGCGAUGCGACGCUCUCGCUAAGUGGCAUAAUUGCAAUGGUUACAAUAUUCAGUUCGAUUUUCUUUAAGCGCAACCUGCUGCUGAAUAUCAUACAAAAUUGCCUGGUGGUGGAUGAUAUAUUUUUACGUUUGGGCCUAAAACUCGACUAUCGCAAAAUACUGUUGUAUUCAUUUGUGACUUCGAUGGGUUUAUUACUAUUCAAUGCUGUCUAUUUGUUGGUCAGCUAUAUGCUUUUGCGUUCAGCAGAAAUUUGGCCAUCAUUUGUGGUGUUUACAACAUUCGCCUUGCCGCACUUAAAUAUCAGCAUUAUGGUCUUCAAAUUUCUAUGUACCACACAUUUGACACGUACACGAUUUCGCAUGAUGAAUGAGGUCCUGCAAGACAUACUCGACUCGCAUAUCGAGGAACGUGAUGCCAUCGAGCUCUCGCCCAUGCAUUCAGUGAUACGUAUAGCACGCCGCCAUAGCAUACCACGGCGACAUGUAGCAGCUGUUAUUCAACCAACCAUCACACCACGUCCACGCUAUAGCGUCACUUCGAUUGUGCGUGAAAAUCCUGAAACAGCGCUGAAGCAAGUGAGCCAUGUACACAAUUUACUUUGCGACAUUUGCUGUACCAUUGAGGAUUAUUUCAAUUAUCCAAUGCUCGCCAUUAUCGCUAUAUCCUUUCUAUUCAUUCUAUUUGAUGAUUUCUAUAUAUUGGAAGCGAUUAUAAUACCAAGUCGUGUUGAUAAAUUUGAAGCAGAUGAGUUCUUCGCAUUCUUCUUUACGCAAAUGGUGUGGUAUGUGGUAAUAAUACUUCUGAUCGUCGAGGGCAGCAGCAAAACUAUUAGGGAAAGCAAUAGAACUGCAGCUAUUGUACAUAAAAUAUUGAAUAUUUCUGAUGACUCGGCUGUGCAAGAUCGCCUUUUGCGCUUUUCAAUGCAACUGUCACAUCGACCUGUGGCAUUCACCGCAGCUGGGCUUUUCAAAUUGGAUCGCACUUUGAUAUUUACGAUUUGUGGUGCCGCCACUUGCUAUCUCAUUAUUUUGAUACAAUUUCGCUCCACGCCGUCCCACUGGGAACGAACAAACGCCUCAUCGGCAGCCGUUCCAGCUUCAGGAUGAACAGAUGUGCCUUAAGGAUGGAAAAAUAUCUAUUUCAACCUAAAAUGUCUCAA
Molecule: messenger RNA, 1456 nt
Organism: Rhagoletis zephyria (snowberry fruit fly)
Lineage: Eukaryota; Metazoa; Arthropoda; Insecta; Diptera; Tephritidae
Gene: Gr28a
Product: Gustatory receptor 28a
Biological process (GO): chemosensory behavior; sensory perception of taste; male courtship behavior
Cellular component (GO): membrane; dendrite; neuronal cell body
Source: RefSeq, a predicted model, not a curated record